GCCUGUGUGUUACCUUUAUAGUUUAGUCAUGUGUUCAGAGUGACAGAAAUCUGACACUCUAAAGGGACAUGGUUCUUCCUGAAGGAUCUGUGUUUGUUAUUCCAAACACAAUCAGAAAGCUUCUUUAACCAGGAUGGCACGUAUGUUUGUAUAUGGGACUCUUAAAAAAGGCCAACCCAACCACAGCUUCAUGACCAGCAGUACCAAUGGGAUAGCAGAAUUCCAAGGCCGGGGUCGCACAGCAGACUUAUAUCCUUUGGUGAUUGGAAGCAAACAUAACAUUCCCUAUUUGCUGAAUGUCCCAGGAAAAGGACACCACGUUACUGGAGAGAUCUAUUCUGUUGAUGACCAGAUGCUGCAAUUCCUUGAUGAAUUUGAAGGCUGCCCAGACACGUAUCAACGCACUCCAGUGAGGAUUGAAAUAUUAGAGUGGGAAGGUAAAAGCAGUGCACCUGAGGAGAGGCCAGCUGUUAACAGCAUUAUGGAAUGCUUUGUGUACAGCACAACUACCUACCCGCCAGAGUGGAUAAAUCUCCCUUACUAUGACAAUUAUGAUUCCUUUGGGAAACACGGCCUUCGUUAUAAUCCACGGGAAAAUAGAUGAAAAAUGGUAAGGAACACUCAUGAGUAAGAAGAUGAAUAAAACACAUGUUGAUUAUAAGAUGACCUCAUCUUCAUUUGCCACUAUUAUCAGGCUUUUUUGGAAAUGCAUAGUAGUAUGUUUAGCGAAGAUCAAAACUGACUUGUAAAGUCAACAUUAUGGAAAUCUACACUGGAUAUGAGGUUUUGUUGCAGUUUAUCUCAGAGAUGAUUUUAACACAUUGUACUGAUCAUUUAGGGUUUGUUUGAUUUGUACUCUUGCUGUCUGCUCCAACGGUAUUACCUUAAAGGUGUUCAAAAAGAAAGGUAAAGUUGUAAAAUUUAAAUGAACCCAGUGGCAUAGAGGCUAACGUUUUAUACGCUCAACAUUCAUUCUGUGCUAUAAUAUAAUUUUGUUGCCUUGCUUUUAAUAUUAAAAUAACUUUGGAAUGAA
Messenger RNA from Dromiciops gliroides (monito del monte), 1033 nucleotides. It is a transcript of the gene GGACT, whose product is annotated as gamma-glutamylamine cyclotransferase. The transcript is spliced from 3 exons. The record is from RefSeq and is a predicted model, not a curated record. Bases 134 to 604 code for a protein of 156 amino acids. Gene Ontology annotation, molecular function: gamma-glutamylaminecyclotransferase activity. NCBI's taxonomy places the organism in Eukaryota, Metazoa, Chordata, Mammalia, Microbiotheria, Microbiotheriidae.